AUGACGUCGGAAACAUCCUCAGGGAUAGAAGAAUGGCAACAGAGACCGCCAUUUAUCAAGGCCCAGAAUGGCAAGGAACCUGGCAUGUGGGCCGCUAUCUUCCAUAAAUCGGACUUGGCCUUCACUCGCGGCCACCAGUGGCUGGAUUUCUACAACCAGUCGGAGAAGCAACAAGCCCAUCAUCUACCGUGUAAAGUUUCAUGCUCCUACUGCCAUGCCCCGAUCAUGGAUGAGGGGAGGAAUGUCUUGUUGUUGUUUCCAGGUCUGAUUGAACCCGAGAGUGGAUUGGCGAAGGGGGGAAAGGGGACGGGAACGGUGAGGCAAGCUUUUGAGCCCAGCUGUCAUAUUUUUUAUUCUCAGCGGAUGGUCGAUAUCAGGGAUGGCAAGCCGAAAUGGGCGGGGAUGAAUGAUUCCAGUGAUCUAAUUGAGGAGUGA
Histoplasma capsulatum G186AR is the source of this 435-nucleotide messenger RNA. RefSeq lists its product as uncharacterized. NCBI's taxonomy places the organism in Eukaryota, Fungi, Ascomycota, Eurotiomycetes, Onygenales, Ajellomycetaceae. The record is from RefSeq and is a predicted model, not a curated record. The transcript has 3 exons. Bases 1 to 435 code for a protein of 144 amino acids.